Messenger RNA from Cordyceps militaris CM01, 249 nucleotides. RefSeq lists its product as uncharacterized. The record is from RefSeq and is a predicted model, not a curated record. The transcript is spliced from 3 exons. Lineage: Eukaryota; Fungi; Ascomycota; Sordariomycetes; Hypocreales; Cordycipitaceae. The coding region runs from base 1 to 249 and encodes 82 amino acids.
AUGCUAGGUACAUGGGUAGCAAACAAACAGUCGAGCCUGACUCUUUCCGCGCUCAAAGACUUUAGCAACCGUGACGACGCUGGAUUUCGCUCCAAGCAAGCCGGCCGACUCCAGCAGCCCGACGCUUUUGGCUUCAAGUCGGAAGUCGUCGACACGUACCCAGAAUAUGGCGGCGUUGCCUACCUGCAUCAGACAGAGCUGGAUUCUUUCCUGGCUGGAGCAUGUGCCGAUCUUGACGACACCACUUAA